GGGGUAAGGUCCGAUUAACAGAAGCAAGGGCCUUGGGGUGGUUCGCAAAAAGUUCCUUUCAUAUUGAUUGCCUGUAAAGCUUGGUACCGAAACUACUGGAGCAGCUAUCAACAGUUCAAUUGAUCUGUUGUUGUAUCGCAGGUGUCGGGAUCUCGACCUUGGUUGUCGGGAUCCUUCGAAAGCCUCUGACGGAUUGCUGCUUGGAAUGUAGGACAAGAUUGUCGCGUUGCUGCGAGAAGCGUUGUGCAACUUGCCUUCUUUUAGCAACAUCAAAGGGAGUCUUUCAGUCUUUGCGACCCGCACGAAUGGAAAAGACCAGUGUUCAGUAGCUCUGAUCAAGAGACAAACUUGGUGAAGACCGUUCUAUCGAUGUUUAAGGCGCGAUAAAUGAGUCUGAUUGCUGUCAUGCGUUCCGUUGCUCUGGAGUUGACGUGUGUCGACUCGCAGAUGCUGUGCACCAUAAGCUUUGCAGGAAGCCAUUCCGAUGCAACUGUAGACGAGAAAGACAAUUUAGCCGCGGCGAGCGCCUCUCAGGAGUGCUGGCAGGCCAUAAGCAGUAUAGGCAAAUUCACAGACGGCACAUCUGAAGAUCACUGGUAUAUCGCCGCCAUCAUAUCCAGCCACGAGCGCCCUGCCGUCUUCCGGCCAAUCCUUAAAGGUCGACAAACUUAUAUGGGGACGCCUCCAAAAAGCAAGCAUACGCAGAUCCCCGCUAUCUAAUCUACAAAGAUACCAAAGUUUACCAUGAACGCCGAUCAAAUGCGGAAAAUGCAUGUCAUAGCCAAACGCCACGGACAGGAUCCAAUGUUUACCCUGUCUUCGGCUUCUUGGGCCUAUUAUCAAUGAACGGCCCACUAGGCUUGGGCCUCUUUCUGAUCUUAGGUUUUGCCCGCAU
This is a messenger RNA of Boeremia exigua, 895 nucleotides long. RefSeq lists its product as uncharacterized. The record is from RefSeq and is a predicted model, not a curated record. Lineage: Eukaryota; Fungi; Ascomycota; Dothideomycetes; Pleosporales; Didymellaceae. The transcript has a single exon. The coding region runs from base 388 to 720 and encodes 110 amino acids.